AUGUCAACUUGGAUACGGCAAGAUUUCCGGCUCAAAUCACAUGAUUGUCAUGUGUUGUUACAACGUUUACUACCGGCAGGUAUCCGUAAGUUCUUGAAAAAAGAAAUCCGGGACACAAUCAUUGAGCUGUGUGUGUAUUUUAAACAAUUAUGCUCAAGAACACUUCAUGUUUCGGAUUUAGAAAAAAUGCAAACAAAUAUUUUAACUAUUUUGUGCAAGUUAGAAACAAUUUUUCCACCGGCCUUCUUCGACAUAAUGGUUCACGUAGUUAUGCAUCUCCCUAAAGAAGCUAUACUAGGUGGACCAGUGCAGUACAGGUGGAUGUAUCCCAUUGAGCGCUCAAUGUCUGUGUACAAGCAAUAUGUCAGGAAUCGUGCCCGCCCGGAAGGCUCUAUUGCUGAAUCUUUUGUGGUUAAUGAGGCAUUAACCUUUUGCUCAAUGUACUUUCGGGAAGUGGAAACUCGAUUCAACCGUCCUGACCGGAACAAUGACAUUGUCCAAAACAUGCCAACUCGACAAUUUUCUGUAUUCAAGCAUGUUGGUCGACCCAUCGGUAUGAGGACAGUCGACACCUUACCCAUGCAAAGCAAGCGUAAGGCGGAGUGGUACAUUUUGAACAAUUGCACAGAGGUUGAACCGUAUAUCAAUGAGCACAAGGAGUUGCUUCAAGCAAGGGGUGUAGGCAAUAUUGAGACAGUGCAAGAGACUGAGUUCCCUGAAUGGUUCAAAACUCAAAUUAAUGAACUACGGUUGACCAACCAGGGUGCAGUGUCAGAUGAGUUGUAUGCUAUCGCUAACCCAGCGAAUACAGCAAUUUAUUUUUAUCCAGGGUGCAUAGUGAACGGUAUUAAAUUUUUGGUCAAGGAAAGGGAUGAUAACCGCAAAACACAGAAUAGCGGUGUCAUGUGGUUUGACACUAACGGGAGUAGAAUGGAUAGUGACGGUGUUAUUACUAGCAUCUGCGUCAACCGACAGUGGUACCAAAAUGAACCGUUCAUACUUGCAUCUCAAGCAAAAUUGAUCUACUACAUUCCUGAUUUAAAGAACGGUAAAGACUGGCUGAUUGUAAAUGAGUACAUACCGCGCAAUGUUUGGGACUUCCCGGACACGGAUGGGGAGACACCCUUUGUACAGGAAAACAAUUCAAUUGAAACCGAGUUCGUUGUUCAACUUCCACAGUUGGAUGAUGUUGACUAUGUUCGCCAUGAUGUCGACCCAACUAAAGUUGCAAACAUCCAUCUAUGUCUACACCAAAGCCGAAGCUCGAGAAAGAAAGGCGUCAGAGGUAAAUACAAGGGCAAGAAUGUUGAGGAGGAGCUCUCCAAAACACAAUCUGCCAAGUUACCGAUUGAGGUGCACGCAGAGACUGGCACCCCCGUAGGCAAGAACGGAAAAAAAUUCAACAAUAUGGCCAAAUGGAUGACUCGGAUGUCUAUCCCCAUUAAUAAAUUCAAAUGGGAAGAUGUCAGUAGAGCUGACAUCAACGCACUGUGGGAUAGACUUGAGACCAAGUUUAUCCUCCCACGAGAUAACCCUACAUUCGUAGACUACGGUGAGUACGAGAUGUCAAAGGGUUUACGUGACUGGAGGGCAGACUGCAAGAAGAAGUGGAUACAAAACAUUGAGGAGCUUGGACAGGAGAGGGCCGACAUGUCACCUCCUGAGGGAGUAACUCAAGAGGUGUGGACUGACUGCAUCGCUUAUUGGAGCACAGACAAACAAAAGGUACAUUUUUUAAAAUUUUAAAUUUUGGUAAUGUUUAAUUUAUAUAGUCAAUAAUAAAUAAUUAAUUGUUAUAAAAAUUAU
Messenger RNA from Cannabis sativa, 1806 nucleotides. RefSeq lists its product as uncharacterized. The record is from RefSeq and is a predicted model, not a curated record. The transcript has 6 exons. NCBI's taxonomy places the organism in Eukaryota, Viridiplantae, Streptophyta, Magnoliopsida, Rosales, Cannabaceae. Bases 1 to 1746 code for a protein of 581 amino acids.